AAGCAGCUUAGACAUAAGGACCACUUUAGCAUUUAACACCAAACCCACCAACUCAAAAAUGAAAUUUGAAAAUCAAAAGGUGCUUCGGGACCUACAAAGUAUUAAUUCUUACAUACAAAGAGGCAAAAAUCAUGUAUUAAAAUUUCAGAAAUGGAGAUUGGCUUAGCAGUUGGUGGUGCAUUUCUCUCUUCAGCUUUGAAUGUUCUCUUUGAUAGGCUUGCUCCUCAUGGUGAUCUUCUCAGGAUGUUUCAGAAGAAUAAGCAUGAUGUUCGACUCUUAAAGAAGCUGAAAAUGACUUUGUUUGGCCUUCAGGCUGUGUUAAGUGACGCAGAGAAUAAGCAGGUAUCAAAUCAACACGUGAGCCAGUGGCUUAAUGAACUUCGAGAUGCUGUGGACGGCGCUGAAAACUUAAUGGAACAAGUCGACUAUGAGGCUUUAAGGCUUAAGGUGGAAGGUCAACUUCGAAAUCUUGCAGAAACAAGCAACCAGCAAGUAAGUGACCUCAACCUGAGCUUGAGUGAUGAUUAUUUUCUUAACUUAAAGGAGAAGUUGGAAGACACCAUUGAAACAUUGGAGGAUUUGCAAAAACAAAUUGGUCUCCUUGGCUUAAAGGAGCAUUUUGCUUCGACUAAACGAGAAACUAGAAGACAUUCAACUUCUUUGGUUGAUGAAUCUGAUGUCUUUGGUCGGCAGAAUGAAAUAGAGGAAUUGAUUGACCGUUUAUUGUCCAAGGAUGCAAGUGAAAAAAGUCCGACUGUUGUCCCCAUUGUUGGAAUGGGGGGUGUGGGCAAGACGACACUAGCUAAAGCUGCUUACAAUGAUGAGAAGGUAAAAAGCUAUUUUAAUUUGAAAGUUUGGUUUUGUGUGUCAGAGCCAUAUGAUGCUAUCAGAAUAACAAAAGGGUUACUUCAAGGAAUUGGCUCAUUUGACUUAAAGGAUGACAAUAAUCUCAAUCAGCUACAAGUCAAAUUGAAGGAAAGCCUUAAUGGAAAAAGGUUUCUCAUUGUCCUUGAUGACAUGUGGAAUGCUGACUAUAAUGAGUGGAAUGACUUGAGAACUCCUUUUGUACAAGGAGAUAUGGGAAGUAAGAUCAUUGUAACUACACGUAAGAAGGAUGUUGCCGGGAUGAUGGGUAGUGGGGCAGUCAACGUGGGGACUCUGUCU
Molecule: messenger RNA, 1164 nt
Organism: Capsicum annuum
Lineage: Eukaryota; Viridiplantae; Streptophyta; Magnoliopsida; Solanales; Solanaceae
Product: putative disease resistance RPP13-like protein 1
Exons: 2
Molecular function (GO): ADP binding
Source: RefSeq, a predicted model, not a curated record